Messenger RNA from Carassius auratus (goldfish), 7028 nucleotides. It is a transcript of the gene iqsec1b, whose product is annotated as IQ motif and Sec7 domain ArfGEF 1b. The record is from RefSeq and is a predicted model, not a curated record. Gene Ontology annotation, biological process: actin cytoskeleton organization; regulation of ARF protein signal transduction. The coding region runs from base 1 to 3738 and encodes 1245 amino acids. Gene Ontology annotation, molecular function: guanyl-nucleotide exchange factor activity. Lineage: Eukaryota; Metazoa; Chordata; Actinopteri; Cypriniformes; Cyprinidae. The transcript is spliced from 16 exons.
AUGGACGGGCAUUUCGCUUACAUCGACAUGGAAAACCCGACCGAAAACCCCAGCAAGGCGGCGGAGUACCUCAAAGAGCUCAAUAAAAUCAUCGAAACCCAACAGGAGUUGUUGGAGAAGCAGAAGAAUCGGAUUGAAGAGCUCGAACAGCAAGUGUGUGAUCUUUGUCAAGAGAACGUGUGCUUGAAGGAUCAGCACCAGAGGCACCUGGCCACCUGCAGACUGCAACAGGGCAACAGUCACCCCACGCUGGGUGCCAUCAAGGAGAAUGUGAUCCAAGAAAAGAAUGAAAGUGAGGGCUUGCAUGUCGCAAAUGUCAGACGGCACGCUUCUUUGCCCCUUGAUGUCACAGAUAACCCUGGCAACUUUAUUGUGCCGCUGUGUCGAAGAAGUUACCCCUGUCGCAAAUGGAAAUCUGCAUCUCUUGGUGUGGAAGGUGAGGCUCCGGGUGGUGAGGCGGGCCCCUCUCUAGAGAACAGUGGCAGUUAUUUACGAGGGCCGGUGAGCCGCAGUGCCAUCAUCAGUGGCGAGCACUUUGACGGCCCACCACUGUAUGCUCACGACAUACGGCAGCGCCCACGGCGACCCAAACUCCAGCAUUCCCAAUCGAUCCUUCGCAAACAGGCAGAGGAGGAGGCUAUCAAACGCUCACGAUCACUCUCUGAGAGUUAUGAGCUCUCAACUGACCUCCAAGACAAACAGGUGGAGAUGCUGGAGCGCAAGUAUGGAGGGCGCUUUAUAACCCGACAUGCUGCGCGAACAAUCCAGACUGCCUUCCGCCAAUAUCAGAUGAACAAGAACUUUGAGCGCCUCAGGAGUUCUAUGUCGGAGAACCGCAUGUCCAGACGCAUAGUUUUGUCCAAUAUGAGAAUGCAGUUUUCUUUUGAAGGACCUGAAAAAGUCCACAGUUCAUAUUUUGAGGGGAAGCAGGUGUCUCUUACAGACGAUGGUUCUAAACUAGGAGCAUUGGUGCAAUCGGAGCGUGGGGAGAUGGUCCCCGCCAACAUGAAGUCUCCUGCAGUCCAGAGCGAUUUCUCGGAUGCCAUUACAGAGCUGGAGGAUGUUUUCUCUCGACAAGUGAAGUCAUUGGCAGAGUCUAUAGAUGAUGCUCUGAACUGUCGCAGCCUACAUGGAGAUGAGGGACAGCCAGAGCCAGCCAGAGGUCAUCCAGACAUAGAACAAGAGGUAACCUACAAGGUCAAGCCUUCUCACAGUAGUGACCACCGUAAGCGAGAUGAGAUGACAGCUUCCUAUAGUGAUGUGACACUUUAUAUAGAUGAGGAAGAGCUCUCCCCUCCACUUCCUUUAUCACAAUCAGUUGACAGACCUUCUAGCACAGAAUCAGACCUCCGUCUACGUUCUUUGAACUCACAGGACUACUGGUCUCUAGCUCAUAAGGAGGAAAAGGGUGACACAGACACUAGCUGCCGAAGCACCCCAUCUCUAGAGUGUCAAGAGCAGAGACUGAGGAUAGACCACCUUCCCUUGCUUACAAUUGAACCUCCCAGCGAUAGCUCGGUUGAGCUGAGCGACCGUUCUGACCGAAGCUCACUCAAGAGGCAGAACGCUUAUGAACGGGGCAUCACUAGUCAGCAGGGCAGCCCAAAACACAUUCCCUCUCAUGCGCUACCACCAAGGGGACCGGCAAGAGAUGACGACGCUCCAAGGCAUCGGCCAAGGCAACUGGAGAGCCACCUGGCAAUCAACGGCACUGCCAACCGACAGAGCAAAUCCGAGUCUGACUUCUCCGAUGGCGAUAACGACAGCAUCAAUAGCACUUCCAAUUCCAAUGAUACCAUCAACUGCAGUUCGGAGUCCUCAUCCAGGGAUAGUCUUCGAGAGCAGACUCUCAGCAAGCAGACGUAUCAUAAAGAGACACGCAACAGUUGGGACUCACCCGCGUUCAGCAAUGAUAUCAUCCGCAAGAGGCACUAUCGUAUUGGCCUGAACCUUUUUAACAAGAAACCUGAAAAAGGCAUCCAAUACCUGAUUGAGAGAGGAUUUGUCCCAGACACACCUGUGGGAGUUGCCCAUUUCCUGUUACAGAGAAAAGGUCUGAGUCGACAGAUGAUUGGCGAGUUCCUGGGCAACAGGCAGAAACAGUUUAACAGAGAUGUUCUUGACUGUGUGGUAGAUGAGAUGGAUUUCUCUGGAAUGGAGCUGGAUGAGGCCUUGAGAAAAUUCCAGGCACAUAUCCGGGUGCAGGGAGAGGCACAAAAAGUGGAGCGACUCAUUGAAGCCUUCAGUCAGCGCUACUGCAUCUGCAACCCUGGGGUGGUGCGUCAGUUUAGGAACCCAGAUACCAUCUUCAUCCUGGCGUUUGCCAUCAUACUUCUCAACACGGACAUGUACAGCCCAAACGUGAAACCAGAGAGGAAGAUGAAACUGGAGGAUUUUGUAAAGAACCUUCGCGGGGUGGAUGAUGGAGAGGACAUCCCAAGAGAGAUGUUGGUGGGCAUCUAUGAACGAAUCCGGAAACGAGAGCUUAAAACGAAUGAAGACCACGUCUCCCAGGUACAGAAGGUGGAGAAACUCAUUGUUGGCAAGAAGCCGAUCGGGUCUUUGCACCAUGGCCUUGGAUGUGUGCUGUCUCUACCACAUCGCAGGCUGGUAUGUUACUGCAGGCUGUUCGAAGUGCCAGACCCUAACAAACCUCAGAAACUGGGUCUCCACCAGAGAGAAAUCUUCCUAUUCAAUGACCUUUUAGUGGUCACUAAGAUUUUCCAGAAGAAGAAGAAUUCGGUGACGUACAGCUUCAGGCAGUCCUUUUCUCUAUACGGGAUGCAGGUGCUUCUGUUUGAAAACCAGUAUUACCCCAAUGGAGUGCGUCUCACUUCAGCUCUUCCAGGCGCAGACAUCAAGGUUCUCAUUAACUUCAACGCCCCCAACCCGCAAGACCGCAAGAAGUUCACAGAUGACCUGCGGGAGUCCAUCGCAGAGGUCCAGGAAAUGGAGAAAUACAGAAUAGAGUCCGAACUGGAGAAGCAGAAAGGUGUGGUACGUCCCAGCAUUUCCCAGAGCUCAGGGCUGAAGAAAGAAACAGGAAAUGGCAAUCUGAGCCGCACCAGCCUGGAUGACAGUUACGCCAUGGGUGAAGGCCUCAAGAGAAGUGCCCUCAGCAGCUCCUUACGUGACCUUUCAGAUGCAGGCAAGCGGGGGCGCCGCAGCAGUGCAGGAUCUCUAGACAGCAAUAUGGAAGGGUCCAUCAUUAGCAGCCCCCACAUGCGGCGUCGAGCCACUUCCAGCCGCGACUGCCCCUCCCGCCAGCAGUCCAUCCCCAACUCCUCUUCUCUCCUGGGCUCCCUGUUUGGCACCAAGCGGGGCAAGUCGCCCUCUCUGCCUCCCCAGCCCUCACACCCCUCCCACCCGACACUCAUCUCUCACACCCCGCACCCUAUCACCCUGCACCACACAGCCCGCGAUGGUGUCACCGAGACCCAGGCACAGAUGCACUCCCACCACGCUCAAUUUUGCCACAUGCAGAAUCCUCCUCCAUACCACCACCACCAUCACUACCACCCCCCAGCGCACGUUCAACACCCACCCCACCAGUACCACCCUCCGCCUGGCCCAUCAUCCUCUCACAGCCACUCGCACGGUCCCCACGGCCACGGGCCACACCCCUCGCACCCCUCCCACUCCCAGCAUGCACCUCACCACCACAACCAGCCUCCGGCCCCUCCUCCGGCGGCCAGCAGCACCAAGCCAAAACACAGCGGCAUCAGCACUGUGGUUUGAGCCCCUCUGUGAACUCUUUCCACUUGGGAAUGGGACCGUUUUUGGCGGGGUGACCGUUGGGCCUCUCUUUAGAUUGUAACGUGCGACGGAUUGUUGCUGCCUACAAGGACACGAAUAAAAGGGCACCAUGACUCACGUUUCAACUCAUCCAGUACCCGUUUCCUCUGGAAAAGGGAGCCACACUGUGUAGCACCGGUCUUCUCUUUUUGGGCGGCUAGAACUCAAAUCAUCAGUUCUUACCAGUCAUUGUUCAAGCUGUAGAGCCCCAGAUAAAACUGCUGCUGCUGCUUUCUUUUAGGCUCGAUUUUAGAGACUUUCAACCCUCUCGACUUUGGCGGCGAAGCAAGAGCAUGCGCAAAAGACCAGAGCAACUGUUUUCUUGUACUUAAUUACCUAAAUGCAUUAUCAAAUAGCCUGCUUAUUAGUUUGCAGAAACUAAACUACGGUUCGAGAGAAGUCGGUCACAAUGAGCGGUGUUCCAGUAUUUAAUGUAGCUGUAGACCACACAUUUCUGUGAUAUAGUUAGGGGACUAUAACGUGCCAAUUAUUAAAAAGCAGUGACUGAGUUAUUCCAAAAAAAAAAAGAAAGAAAACGAAAAAAGAUUUGCUUUGUGUGUGUCGUGCAUAUAGUAUUUUGUAAAAUAAUAAUAAUAAUAUUAGCAGCUAUUAUUAUUAUUGUUAUAGGACUAAAAUGAUCCGAAGCCUCAGAUAAAAUCUCAGUAUUCUCUAUGUACUCUCGACGUAGGAGUUACUAGUUUUCACUGAUACUGAACUCAGUAGGCAGCCAGUUGAACAACAUGAAAAUGAUUGGUUGCCUUGGAGUUGGAAGACUCUUCCGGAAUCUCCGGCUUGUGUUCGCUCCACCUCCUUCGGGAUCUACGUAGCGCAAACCAAUCACAGGGACUGUGGGAAGGGUGAGGGUGGAACAGGGGAACUCAUGGAUGGAUCCUCCACGGCCUCGACUCGUCGGUCCCGGCCACUGCUGCAACAUGGUUUUAUUUUUUUAACUAUUUUUUUAGAGAUGAAUAAAUCAAUAUGAAAUAAAUGUACAUUUGAAGAUGUUUAUGGUAAAGCCGGUGUGAUGGGGAAGGCUAUUUUGCCGUCGAACAUUAGGGGUUGUGUUUGGGUCAGAGGAAAGCUAGAGCUGAUCAAAUUCUCUCCCCGUAUUUCAAGAGUUAGUUUGUGCAGAGAUGUUGAUUUUUUUCUCAGCAGGCUGAGCGUGUGCCCUCUUCUGUGUGGAAAUGAAGUAGAUUUGAUACAUAUUCUCCUGUCCUCCCGUGAGAAUGCCUUUCACUUGCUCAGAAACACAGCUAAUGUAAUGUAAACUGCAUAUAAUAUGUAGCAGUGGGUCGGUUCGGAUGAACAGAUUUGGACAUGUUUUUUCACACAUAUCCCCUUUCUCGGUUCAAUUUUUGACUUGUUUUAUACUGUAAGUAGACACAUGGUGACGGAGCUGUGAUUCGAUGUAAUAGUUUGUGUGUUGACGCUCUUUUAACUCAAGUACAGAGCUUCUGAACAGCACUCGUCUUUGUAAAUAUUCACUUCGUGUACAGAAACCACGGUUGAAAUGAGCUCGCUCUCUUAUACGAGACCAGUGUACGCACAUUUGAUGUGCGUCGUUUCUCUUUCAGUCUUUCUUUUUUUAAUGAAUUAAUCAUGUGCAAUAUGUAUGUUUCAGUUUUGACAGUUCAGCCAGUUGGUUGGUUGAUUUGGUUUGUUGUUUCUGUUAUCAUAUUUCCAAUAUCAUACUUCAAACCCCAAAUUGUUUCUCGCCCCCCCACCGACAUCUUGUUCUCCCUGGUCUCUGUUUUACCUGCAACCUACAGUCAGGAAUGUCAACUAAAGUACUCUUGCAUGUAUAUUGUACAAAAUAUUCUCUAGAUAUUGCAUAUUUCCAGAGAUAUUAUCAGUGUUACAGUUGACCGUUGUUAAAUGAGUGAUGAUGAUAAUGAUGAUGAUGAUGAACAUAUUAAAAUCUGUAGACUUCUCUUCAUUCGAAAUGUCUUUAUCUUGUUUCGUACCGAAAUAGAUUCAAUUAGGAGACAUCUUUUUAUUGUUUAUCUGAGCGUGAAAAAUCUAACACUGAACAUCAAAUCGUUUAUAAAGGGAAAUAUUAGUCGGUAGCCUAAUCGUAAUGAAGUGCCGCCGGGGCACAUCCGUAUAAUAAUAAUAAUAAUAAUAGAAGCUUACAGAUUAUAGAGCAUAAAUCCGUGUUUAUGUCAUUAUCAGACUUCAUAACACCUGGCUUGUUCCCAAGAUGCACUGAAACCAGUAAUUUGUAAAGUACAGCAGCUCAUCUCUGUGUACAAAUACGAUCACUCGAAGCCAUUUCUGACCAAACAACACACCAUAAAUACAAUAAAAUUGUCAAGAAAAUGUCUCUUUCCAAGGUGGUUUUUUUUUUUUUUUUUAGGUUUUUCACCUUUGUGUUGAAUGUUUUUAAUGGAUUUAAGUGCAGUGUAUUGUAAAUGUAUUGGUGCGCUUCAGCUAUGUACUGUACAGUACUGGACGGUCAAGUCAAAACAUCACCAAGCUUUGCAUGCAGCUGAUGCCUAGCACCUCUGCUUGAAAUAUGACCUUAUUUAAAAAUGAAGAAAUGUGCUUUCUUUUGUUUGUUCGAUUGUGUUGUUUUUUUUUUUAAGUGGUGUUGGCUUGCAGUUACAUUUUAUGCUGUGCCACUGCAUUUCGGCAUGUAUAUCUCUUGUUUACCCCCCCAAAAAAGAUUACACUUCAGUUUUGUUUUUGUUUAGUUUUUUCUGUAAAAAGCCUGUGUCGCUGUAUAUAUCACAAACCAAUGUGAGAAAAUAGAAAAAAAGCAUAUCAUAUAUAAAUCUAAUAUGGAUGAAAAAGGGAAAGUGUAAGGGUAGGGGGUUGGGUUUAUGUGUACAUAGUCUGUAUAAUACUUUUUUGUUUUUCGCUCGGCCAUCGCAUUGACAGUGUAGUCCUUUUUUCACCUUAAAGAGACUCAAAAUAACAUGACACUGCUUCUGCUACCAAAUGUACUUCUCAAGUUUGUCAUAGGAUCUUCUUUAAUAAGCCGACUGUUACAUAACUCUCAUCGCCUUUCAUGUGCGUCCACUCAUACAUUUCAUUUUUUUAAUUACCAAACAAGGAGAGGAUGAUUUUAAUAUGCAUUCUGUUUCUAAGUAGAUGAUGAGACCCUGUUGAUGUUUAACUAUAACUGUGACCAUGUUGAGAACAUGAAAUAAAACAAUAUACCAUAAAAUUCCUAACUUGUAUUGUUCUGUAUUAAAGCACACAUUAUGUUGAAAUAAAUCAUUUUGAAUGCA